AUGCCGCGUGAGCUAGAUCCAUCUAACAAUGAGCGGGACUUCCUCCUCUCUGCGCUCCGCCAAAAUGUUCGUCUCGAUGGCCGGCCACUGGACGCCUACCGGCCCAUUUCUCUCGCCUUCCCCACCCAUCCGGACGUCUACGGUCAAGCAGAAGUACGAAUAGGCAAGACGAGAGUGCUAUGCAACGUCAGCUGCGAAGUCGUCACGCCGUAUCCGGAUCGGAAGUUUGAUGGCGUCUUCACGAUCAGUUGCGAGCUAGGCCCAAUGGCCAGUCCGGCCUUCGAAGUCGGACGACCAGACCAGACUGAGAUGCUGAUCUCACGAAUACUGGAGAAGACCAUUCGCAGAUCUGGCGCACUCGACACAGAGAGCUUAUGUAUAGUGGCGGGACAGAAGUGCUUCCAUGUUCGUGCCGAUAUCCAUGUGCUUGACCACGACGGUAACCUGCUGGAUGCUGCUUGUAUUGCGCUCAUGGCUGCGCUACUGCACUUUCGCCGCCCGGACUUUGAGGUGCAUGGCGAAGACGUCACAGUCUUCUCCGUCCGUGAGCGAGAGCCGGUGAAGCUCACAGUGCAGCACCAUCCUUUCUGUAUUACCACUUCCUACUAUGACAGCGGGCAGAUCAUGCUUACCGAUGCGACACUACUCGAGGAGCAAUGCCGAGAAGGCGAGGUCAUUGUGAGCAUGAACCGCUUCGGCGAAGUGUGCCAGGUAGCGAAAUACGGUGGAGCAGCUGUGGACGGGCUGUCCAUGCUGACGUGCGUUAACUCAGCGCUGGACAAAGUGAAGGCGCUAGAUAAGUUGGUCAAGGCGAAGCUGGCCGAAGAUGAGAAGCGCAGAGACAACGGCGGGCUAAUGGCUGAGCUGAGUGCAGAAAACGAGCGCUGA
Messenger RNA from Baudoinia panamericana UAMH 10762, 888 nucleotides. RefSeq lists its product as uncharacterized. NCBI's taxonomy places the organism in Eukaryota, Fungi, Ascomycota, Dothideomycetes, Mycosphaerellales, Teratosphaeriaceae. Bases 1 to 888 code for a protein of 295 amino acids. The transcript has 2 exons. Gene Ontology annotation, biological process: U1 snRNA 3'-end processing; TRAMP-dependent tRNA surveillance pathway; U5 snRNA 3'-end processing. The record is from RefSeq and is a predicted model, not a curated record. Gene Ontology annotation, cellular component: nuclear exosome (RNase complex); cytoplasmic exosome (RNase complex).